GUUAAAUCGAGAAAUUGAAAUUUGCGACAACACCAAUAAUGAUUUCACUGAAAUCAAACCGACUUUCCCUCCAGAUUUAACGAUAAACGAUCUCAUCAAAAAUGUUAUUAAAUUGAAAUCACCCUCAAACGCUUUUAUCGCGUACAGAAUGGCGUUAAUUAAAGAAUAUCGUAAAAAAAAUAUUAAGUUACCUCCUAUGGGCCAAUUUUCCAAAAUCACAAAACAAUCUUGGAGUAAAGAAACAGAAAAUGUAAAAGAUUUUUACAUUAAUCUAGCUAAGGAUGCCAAAUCCCAUUACAUGGAAAACAAAACUAUUCAAUUCGUAUUUGAUAGACAUAUGAGCGAUAGUCAUAUUACGACGGGUGAUGCAGAAUAUUAUGUCGACCAUUCUGGGGCACUUUCUCUUGAGAAUUCUACCAUUAGCGUUACGAAUUUUUCUGAUACGAUUUCUACUGCUAAUCCUAAUUAUAACGAUAAUAAUUUAAUCGCUAGCUAUCAAAGGCAUAUUUGUUUGUUGGAACAAUUAAAUAACAAUUUGUUUGAUAUACUUGAAUUAACUCAAGAUUAG
Molecule: messenger RNA, 568 nt
Organism: Funneliformis mosseae
Lineage: Eukaryota; Fungi; Glomeromycota; Glomeromycetes; Glomerales; Glomeraceae
Source: the annotation of a GenBank genome assembly